Molecule: messenger RNA, 1665 nt
Organism: Cordyceps fumosorosea ARSEF 2679
Lineage: Eukaryota; Fungi; Ascomycota; Sordariomycetes; Hypocreales; Cordycipitaceae
Product: Splicing factor, CC1-like protein
Exons: 4
Coding region: 1-1665 (554 amino acids)
Biological process (GO): mRNA processing
Cellular component (GO): nucleus
Molecular function (GO): RNA binding
Source: RefSeq, a predicted model, not a curated record
AUGGCCAGCUUAGAUGUGGAAGCCUUGCUCGACGCUACUGCGAAAAGUGCCGAGGAGGCCCAGGCCAGGCCAUCUGCUGAAGAUGCUCCCAGAAAUGAGCGGCCGGACCGCAAAGACUCCGACCCAGACCGAGAGCGAGACCGUGAUCGGGACCGUGACCGAGAUCACGACCGCCGCCGCAGAGACCGCCGCGAUGCUAGCCCAGGCAACAGAAGCAGACGAGAAACGCCAGAUGGGGGUACGCCUCGCAGUGAAGCAGGCAGCCAUCGAAGCCGACGCCGCAGCCGAAGUCGUGAUGAUGACCGACGCGCACGACGCAAUCGAGACGGCGACUACUACCGCAACGGCAGAGGCGGCCGUUCGCGCUCACGCUCCCCGCGCCGUCACCGUCGGGAUGAUCGGGACAAGGAUCGCCGCGAUCGCCGUUAUCGAAACCGCGAUGAUGACCCACGCGACAGGCGAGACGCUACGCCUGCCCUGAACGAGGACGAAAGGGACAGAAGAACAGUGUUUGUACAGCAACUUGCAGCCCGGCUGCGGAGUCGUGAGUUGAAAGCGUUCUUCGAGAAAGUUGGUCCUGUCACGGAAGCACAGAUCGUAAAAGAUCGCAUCAGUGGGCGAUCGAAGGGCGUCGGCUAUGUCGAAUUCAAGAACGAAGAUUCUGUAGCCCUCGCCCUUCAGCUUACUGGACAGAAGCUACUAGGUAUACCUGUCAUUGUCCAAGUAACGGAAGCAGAGAAGAAUCGUCAGGCCCGCAACACAGAAGCUGGCGGCGCCCACCCGAACCAUGUUCCGUUCCAUCGCCUUUAUGUCGGAAACAUUCACUUUAAUGUCACCGAGCAAGAUUUACAGGCCGUUUUCGACCCUUUCGGAGAGCUGGAAUUUGUCCAGCUUCAAAAGGAUGAGACCGGUCGUAGCCGUGGCUAUGGCUUUGUACAGUUCCGUGAUGCAGGCCAGGCUCGUGAGGCCUUGGAAAAGAUGAACGGUUUUGAUUUGGCCGGCCGUCCUAUCCGAGUUGGCCUUGGCAACGAUAAGUUUACCCCUGAGAGCACUGCCAACAUGUUACAGAGAUUUGCGGGCCAGAACGCCGCCAACCACCAGGGCUCGAACUUUUCAGGAGCCGGUGGUCGUGGAGGGCAAAACUCCAACUUUGAUCGCGCCGGCGCGCGCGAUAACGAAAAGACUGGCGGUGCCAGCGCCCUAGAUGACACGGACGUCGGUGGGGUAAAUUUUAAUAACUAUAGUCGCGAUGCGUUGAUGCGCAAGCUUGCUAGAACCGACGAGUCGAACAAGGGCGCGGACGAGAGGCCGGUUCUCAAACCUAGAACUGAGACGAAGCCGCUCCCCAUGAACGUCAACACUGCAAGCCGCUGUGUUGUCCUUCACAACAUGUUUGAUCCCGAUGAGGAGGAAGGCGAUGACUGGGUCAAAGAGCUGGAGGACGACGUGCGCCAGGAAGCCGAGGAAAAGUACGGCCAUGUGGUACACAUUUCCGUGGAUCCCAACUCCAAAGGAGACAUCUACUUGAAAUUCGACAAGGUUCAGGGCGGUGAAAACGCGAUCCGCGGCCUGAACGGCAGAUACUUUGGUGGGCGCAUGAUCGACGCGUCCCCUGUUGUAGACGCAGUCUACAGCAGUUUGUUCUCUCGCACCAGGGCUUUCUGA